Messenger RNA from Apus apus (common swift), 9159 nucleotides. It is a transcript of the gene MTCL1, whose product is annotated as microtubule crosslinking factor 1. NCBI's taxonomy places the organism in Eukaryota, Metazoa, Chordata, Aves, Apodiformes, Apodidae. The record is from RefSeq and is a predicted model, not a curated record. Gene Ontology annotation, cellular component: midbody; lateral plasma membrane; apicolateral plasma membrane. Gene Ontology annotation, biological process: establishment or maintenance of epithelial cell apical/basal polarity; microtubule bundle formation; regulation of autophagy. The transcript has 16 exons. Gene Ontology annotation, molecular function: microtubule binding. Bases 523 to 6222 code for a protein of 1899 amino acids.
GGCCGCGGCCGGGGGCAGCGGGGAGCCAUGGGCUUAGCGGUGCCGGUGGGCUGAGUGGGGGCUUGCCAGCGGAGGCGAAGGCAGCCGGGAAAUACGCCUUUGCCUCGCAUCGAGGGGAAAAGGAGGUGGUGGGUUUUUUUUCAGGCUGCAUCACAACUUGAGCUGCAUCAAGCUUAGCCAGGCAGAGAGGGGAACGGGAGGGGAAGGAGAGGGAGGAGGAGACGGCUGCCACGGGGGGAUUUGGGCUCGUUUUAUUGAAACAAAUCAGUGCUCGGGAGAGAGCGGCGAGGAGGAGGGGGAGGAGAAGGAGGAGGAGGUGGGGGUGGGGGGGCAGGAAGAGGGGGAUCGAGAAAGAAAAGUGUGAAGGCUGUGGCUGGGAGAAGCAGAAGUGAUGAGAGAGCGAGCGGGGAGGCUGGAGGAGGCUGCCCGUCCUGCUGCUGCGCCCCGCGGGCACCGCCGCUCCUGCCGCCGCCGGGCGCCCCCGCGGCCGCCGCUGCCGCCCCGCCGCCCCCGGCCCGCGACAUGGAGGCGAUGAACGGCCCGGGGCCCGGCGACCCGGUGCGGCCACCGCCGCCUUCGUCCGGCCACCACCAUCCGCACGCCGAGAAGAAGCGGCUGCACCGCGCCCCGUCGCCCGCCAGACCCUUCCUCAAGGACCUCCACGCCCGCGCCGCCGCCGCCGCCGCCGCCAAGCCUCCGCCCGCGCCCCCCAAGUCCCCCGGCCUCCCCGGCCGGGCGCCCCCCUCGCCGCACCCGGGCGCCCACCCGCCAGCCGCGGGGCUCCUGGCCGCGCCGAGCCGCCUCUCCCGCCGCCCCGCCGCUCCGGGGGCCAAGGCCGUCGCUACCACCGGCAUCGCCGCCGGUAGGGCGGGGGCCAAGGCCGUCCCCUGCGCCAAGCGGGCGGCCCGUGGUCCGGAGCCGGGCCCCGGCAGCCGGGGCGGGGGGCGGCAGCCCGGCAGCGAGGCGGCCCCGCCGGCCGGCAAGGGCAGGAAGGGGAAGAGGGGCACCGCGGCGGGCAGCGGCCAUGCGGCGGCGGCGCUGGCCCGCGUCGGCCACACGGACAGCAGCUCCGACCUCUCCGACUGCCCCUCCGAGCCGCUCUCCGACGAGCACCGCCUGGCCCCGGCUGCCAGCAGCGACGCCGAGUCCGGCACCGGCUCCAGCGACCGGGAGCGGGAGCCGCCCGCCGCCCAGCCCGCCGCCGAGCCGAGCCGCGCCGGCCCCGGCCCCGGGCGCGGAGCCCCGCCGCUCCCCGGCCCCCGCGGGGAUCCGCUGCCCGCGCCUCCGGGCGGGGGGCGAGCCCUGAGCCGCGGGGAGCCGCCGGCGGCGGCCCCGGAGGAGCUGCAGCGGGAGGUGGAGGAGCUGCGCUCGGAGAACGAGUACCUCAAGGAUGAGCUGGAUGAACUUCGGGCUGAAAUGGAAGAAAUGCGUGACAGCUAUUUAGAGGAAGAUGUUUACCAGCUGCAGGAGCUCCGGCGAGAGCUGGACCGGGCAAACAAGAAUUGCCGCAUUCUGCAAUAUCGUCUCAGGAAAGCAGAACAGAAAAGCUUGAAAGUUGCACAAACAGGCCACGUGGAUGGAGAGCUCAUUAGGAGCCUGGAACAAGAUUUAAAGGUAGCCAAAGAUGUUUCUGUCAGACUGCACCAUGAGCUGGAGAGCGUGGAGGAGAAACGUGUGAAAGCAGAAGAUGAAAAUGAAAUCCUUCGGCAGCAAAUUAUUGAGGUGGAAGUAUCCAAGCAGACACUGCAAAAUGAGCUGGACAAGUUAAAAGAGAGUUCCCUGAAGAGAAGAGGCAGCAGAGAAACGCACAAAGAAAAAAAAGUGUUUACCCAGGAGGACAGCGCUGAUUUGAAGUGCCAGCUCCAGUUUGCCAAAGAGGAGGCAGCUCUGAUGCGUAAGAAGAUGGCCAAACUGGGGAGGGAGAAGGACGAACUGGAGCAGGAGCUCCAGAAGUACAAGUCCAUCUAUGGAGACGUGGACAGUCCUCUACCUACUGGGGAAGCAGGGGGCCCACCCAGCACCAGGGAGGCUGAGCUGAAGCUUCGUUUGAAGCUGGUGGAAGAGGAAGCCAACAUACUGGGCAGAAAAAUAGUGGAAUUGGAGGUGGAGAACAGGGGGAUUAAAGCUGAGAUGGAGGAUAUGAGGUGCCAAUAUGAAAAAGAGUGUCUCAGCAGGGACCAGAUUUCUAGCAUUCCUACCUCACCCUACGGUGACUCCGUGGAGUCAGCCACAGAGCUGCGCCGGCACCUGCAGUUUGUGGAAGAAGAAGCAGAACUGCUAAGGCGGUCGAUCUCUGAAAUUGAGGAUCACAACAAGCAGCUAACGAAUGAGCUGAACAAAUUCAAGUUUGAGCCAGGCCAGGAGCCAGGCUGGUUGGAUGACACGGCAUCGAAGUGUGGUGCCACCUUGCAAGAGGAGCUGAAGUCAGCCAGGCUGCAAAUCAAUGAGCUGAGCGGGAAAGUGAUGAAGCUCCAGUAUGAGAACAGGGUCUUGAUGUCCAAUGUCCAGCGUUACGAUCUGGCAUCUCACCUGGGCCUGCGCACUUCCAGCCCCAGAGACAGCGAUGCCGACAGUGAUGCUGGGAAGAAGGAGAGUGACAGUGAAGAGGGUCGCCCACCUCAGCCAAAGAGAGAGGGGCCCAUCGGGGGUGAGAGCGACUCUGAAGAAGUUUAUGAGAAGACGUCAGGUUUUGGGAGUGGGAAGCCAUCGGAAGUCAGCGACCUGUGCUCCACCGAGCUCAUGAGAGUGAAGGAAGACACUGAGUCUUUAAUUAACAUCAAACGUGAGGCCGAGCGGCUCGAAAGGACUGUGGACCGGCUUAUCACUGACACGGACAGCUUGAUUUAUGAUGCAAAGGUGCACAUAACCAGCAGCCCAUCCACUGAGCAGGAUUUCAAAAGCGGUGAGGAAAGGGGAGAAGAUAAGCAGGAGCCGGAGCUUCUGGACACCAUCAACUCCAGGAUGAAAGCUUUCCGGAAGGAGCUGCAGACCUUUCUGGAGAAGGUUGAUCACAUUGGAGAGGGCCUUAAGGAGCAGAUAGAGGACCUCUCCCCUCUUCCCCAUCUCACAGAGUCUUCCAGUUUUCUAUCCACAAUGACGUCCAUGUCUCGAGACUCUCCCAUUGGUAACCUGGGGAAGGAGUUAAUCACUGACUUCCAGUCCAAACUGAGGGAUCAGAUGGAGUGGCAGCUCAAACAAGAUCGUGGAGAGCAGCGAGAGAUUCACCACCAGCGAGCCACCACCGACCCACACCGCAGAGCUGAUGGAGACAUUAAACUCUACAGGCCAGGAGACAAGGGCUGUUUCAGUCUGGAGAAUGUAUCGAUACAGGAGCUUCAGGCUCAGCUUGAGCAGGAGACGAGACUUCACCAAGAGGAGCAAGAAAAGUUUGCAGAAAGGAUCAUGCAGCUGGAGGAGGAGCACAUGCAGACCCUACGGAGGAAAGACUUGGAAGUGCAGAGCUUGGCUUUGCAAAACAAACUGGAAGAGAAGACCUGGAGCCAGGAGAAAAACCUCAUGCAGCAAGAACUCAGGCAUUUCAAGCAGGACACCUUUCUCCUGUACGUCAAACUGAAGUGGCUGCUGAAACAUUGGCGGCAAGGCAAGCGAAUGGAGGAAGAAGGGGACGACAUGUUAGAGGUUCAUGCAAUUCUGAAACCAUUUGCUAAGGCAAUCGAGCACCCUGAGGCCCUCCCAGACUUUGGCAUUCAGUCUGAGCAGAAGGAGCGAGAUGCAGAGCAAGAGGAGGAGGAAGAGGAUGUUGUGUUUGCACUGACAGAUUUCUCCCAGCGUCCCACCACAGAGAGCACUGACCAUGGACCACAGCUGCAGACUGCAGAAUUACUGCAGCAGCAGAAGCAGGCAAGUGAAAACCGGAAGCUCCGGAGCGCUCUGAAGGGUUUGCUGGAUGACUUCCGCUCGGAGCUGCGGGACGAGGAGCGCGAGCGCCAGGGGCUGCAGCAGCAGUACGCCCUGCACAAGGCAGCCUGGGAGGUGGAAAUGACUCAGCUGAAGUGUCGCCUCCAACAGCUGGAAGGGAAGAAUGAGGACACCUCAGGAGAAACAAGCCUCACUUCUGAUGCAAAGGGAGCUUUUAAAAAGGAAAGAGAGGAGCACAAGAGGCUUCUGGCUGAGAGUCAUGGUGUGGUGAUGGACCUCCGCUGGCAAAUCCAGCACAAUGAGAAGAACUGGAACCGAGAAAAGGUGGAGCUCCUGGACAGGCUUGACAGAGACCGGCGAGAAUGGGAGCGUCAAAAGAAGGAGCUGCUCAGGCGGAUAGAACAGCUGCAGAAAGAAGUGAGCCCACGAAGAAGAGGUGGUUUUCUGUGUGACCAGAAGGAGAGUAACCCUCGUCCAUUUAUGACCCAGGGGAACCUUCACGUGCCUCGUCCAAUGGGGUCGAGAUCCUUCUCUGAUUCAGAUGCCAUUCAGUUUGAUGACCGGUCACUCUCUAAGCUGAGGGAGAGCGAUCGGUGCAGUGCCAAGGAAAACCUCUUCCUGGAGUCACUGUCUCUUGAUUCCCCUGAUGAUUCUGAUGAGCACCGGUCUCGGCAGCUGGAGCGGGACAAGUUCUUGACCGGAUUAGCAGAAGAGGAAGAAACACACAAAGGUAAUCUUCAAAGGGCCAUGUCCGUUUCUUCCAUGUCAGAAUUUCAGCGUCUGAUGGAUAUUUCUCCAUUUCUACCAGAAAAAAACUUGCCUUCAUCCAGCAGCAAAGAUGACAUAACCCCUCCCCUGUCUCCUGAUGAUCUGAAAUACAUCGAGGAGUUCAACAAAAAUUGGGACUACAGUAACACUAGGAACCAUGGUGGUGCCACCGAAAGGCCUGCAGAAGGCUGGGCAGAAAGGACAGAAAUUGGGAAAGCUGUGAGUGAUCCUGCUUCAGAUCCCUUCCAGGCAUCAUCAUGGUACCUCACCACCAGUGUCACUAUGACAACUAACACCAUGACCAGCCCAGAGCACUGCCAGAAGCAGCCAACGAGGAAUCACAGUGUAACUGAAAAAAUCGGAGUUCGGGUCUUUCACAGCCCACCAGUUGUCCGUAGGUUUGAUAACUCAGUGAUAGCCAGCAAUGAAGGUAAAAACCAGGUUGAGCCAGACUUCCUCUUUUCUGUGACCAAAGCUAUGGGUAAUGCUGCUGAGACAAAAGGUGCUUCCUCAGAUAUGUUUGGAAGAUGGUCUUGUGACCUGGCGAGACAUCAUAAGGAUUUUCUGGACAGUGGUCUUCAUCCCAUUGAACGUCCUAUUUGCACUACCGUGGGCUUUGCCUCACCCUUGCACAGCCUGGAGAUGUCCAAAAACAUGAGUGAUGAUAUGAAGGAGGUCGCUUUCUCGGUCCGAAAUGCCAUACGCUCUAACUCCAGUUCAGCAGAGCCUCAGUUCAAGGACACUGCGUGUCAAACCAAUGGUAUGAGAACGACAGGGACACAGACCACCCAGACCAUCAGUGUUGGGUUGCAGACGGAGACCCUGCGCAAUAUCACCAGCAGUCCGCACAAGUGUCUGACACCAAAGGGAGGGUCCACGCCUGUCUCCUCACCAUCCAGAAGCCUAAGAAGCAGGCAAGUGACCCCCGUCAUUGAAAAGGUCCAGGCUAAGUUUGAACGCACAUGCUGCUCCCCCAAAUAUGGCUCUCCAAAGCUGCAGAGAAAAAUCCUUCCCAAAUCAGACCAGCCAAGUAACCGGACUUUGCCUGGCACACCUCAGAAAGGAUUCAGUGAGUCUGCUUGGGCUAGAUCAACUACUACAAGGGAGAGUCCUGUCCACACCACCAUCAAUGAUGGCCUCUCCAGUUUGUUCAACAUUAUUGACCAUAGCCCCAUCUUUCACGAGACCUUCCAAAAAUGUCCCAGGUCUAGCAGCCGGUCCAGGUCAGCAGAACCCAGACCAGAACUGGUCCCAGUGCAGGAGCCAUGUCCAAAUGCCCGUGGCAGAUCACCUAGUCCUCUCCGAUUGGGGACAGAGACACAAAAGGAAGAAGGGACUGAGGUGACAAGCAUCAGGCAGGACUUGUCUGCUCCUCCAGGGUACACACUUGCUGAAAAUGCUGCCAGGAUCUUGAAUAAGAAACUUUUGGAGCAUGCCUUAAAGGAAGAGAGAAGGCUACCUUCACACAGCCCACCAAAUCUUAGCAAUGACAACAGCACAGGAGAAAUUGUCAAAGUAGAUCCAGGGUCCAUAGAGAACCAAACUGUCUUAUUAACUGCCCCCUGGGGACUCUAACCCUGCCUGCCUCACUGCUGUAAGUCCUUUCUACCUUGUUUCCAGAGCUUUCAGAAAGCAGUCGUUUUGAACGUGUGGGUUAACAGAGGGAAAUAAACAACCACAGUUCCAGAGGUACUGGCAUGCACCCAACACCCCUGCGGUGCCCUUCACAUGGAAUCAUCAGGAAGUGCUCAGGAUAGGAGCCCACCUGCUGCCUCCCACGGCAGCACGGGCUUCAGCCAAAACUUGUGCUGUUGGGCUUUUUUAUUCAACUGUUAAAAACUGGCAAAACUUAGGACCAACAUAAAGGGGUGCAAAAAUGUCAGGGAGGGAUUCAGAUUUAUAAAAGGCACCUUUUCCUUUUUUUUUUUUUGGCAAAUCCUCAGGGUUGUGUAGGGCUUCUGGCUGCCCCAGGGUGUGUGUCCUUUGGCCAUAGCUACAGCAGGAGGGGAAGAAGGCUGGGGAGGGGGCUCCAGCACCAGCCUGUGGCUGAGCAUCACCUUUGAUCAUUAGGCUGUUCCCAGCCCUGUUUUGGCUACUGGCUGGGGUUGCUGCAGCAGAGGGAGAAAAGAGGCUGUGAGCAUCCGCUCCACCUCAGAGCCAGAGAACUUUUUUGUGUGUUUUGGGGUUUCUUGUUGAUUUAUUAAUACAGGAAUAGCCACAGUAGCUGACAGCCUGGCUUAGGAAAUAGCUAGAAAAUAAAGCUGAAAUGAUCUUUCCCAUUUUCAAUGUCCAGGCUUAGAAGUGCUCCCUCUCCAGCCAUGCCCCCAAGCAACUAUCAAACUAAAUUGCCCACAGGCUAUUAAUUUUUUUUAAAACAUUUCUAGCUAUGCCAGUUAUAUGUGGUAGGUAAGCAGAGGAUUUCACAAACCGUUCCAGAUGGUUUCCUUGUCAUGGCUGGAAUUCCUUAGCCUAUGCUGAGGAAGCUGCAGGUGGGGGAGACUGACUCAGCAGCCAGCACAUCAUAAGAUUACACUGCCAGUCACUUGUUGACCCUGGAGCAACACCCAUGACCAGCACAGCCUUGCGUGGUGCUGGGCAUGUGUGCAUGACUGACAAGAUGAUCUUAGCCCUGCCAUUCAGUAAAAGCUGACCAACAUCUGCAGGCUUUUGAACUGGGAGACAGCAGUGGACAUACAUUUCCUUAUCCCCAUGCUGACGCUGAUUUGCUGCUAUGAAGGUAGGAUAAAGCAGCCAGAAGCAAGCAGCACUACACAGAUAGCAUUUUAAGCUGCUGUUUAGAGAGAGGCUGAGACAAAACCUGCAAAUCUCAUAGCCUCAGUACAUAAUGUUGUGCUGCCUGUGAGUGCUGCUGAGCGCGUGGAUUUUUCUUAACAAAUCUGACUCUAGUGGCAGCUUUCACAGGCCAUAUGUUGCCCCAGGCACACUGAGAUAAGGUGAAAUAAGGACAGAGUCAAUAUUCUUGUUAGCACCAAUCUACAGCUGUGCGACUGGAGAUGUGUCUCCCUGUUGGCUGUGUCUUGACAAAGGCACUGAGGUUCAGCCUUCACAGAGGCUUCCCCAAGUCUGGUGAUGCAUUCUCCCCAAAACACAUGCCUGCUCAAGCUCCAUUUCACAUACCUCAGCUUUGCGUCUUCAAAAUUGAUCUUUCUGUCAUGUAACAUUUAUGUUUGGUCUUCUCUGCAAUGGAGAGGUUCAACAGCAUAGCACCUUGUUUGUUCACUGCCAAUCACAUCAUGUUACCUCCUCCAGUGUUCCCCAUCCCUAGUCAUGUUUCUCCUUCUCCAUGUGAAAGGGUGGGCUGAAUCUUUUCCUUCCUACUGUAUUGUUCUUCCUUGUGCCUUACUGCCUUGUGCCAGAGCUUUUCCUUUGCAUUGUAUUGUUUCUGGUCUCUCUCUUCACUUAACACCAGUUUACAUUCUGAUUUUGAGACUGUUUUUUAUUGAACUCUCCUGUCCGCUCCAGUGACUGCUCCUCAAUGUGCACAUUUCUACAGGGUGACAAACUCAUCUGAUUGGCUUUUAUAAACUACAGACUAUGCAAUGAAAUUCAGAAGUUUGGCUUUGGCACUACGAGACAGACGCUCCUGCAAUCACUAGUCUUGAUGUAAGGAGCGUUCACAGGGAGGCAGGAAGCCUAGCUGUGCUAUGAGCAAAGUCCAUAAAUAUUAGAGGCAAUUACCAACCUAGUGCCAGCGUGAAAAAUCAUAACUGCAGAUUGUUUCUCAUCACAAAGGCAGGCUAACCAAGCCUGAACAGUGGAAGGUUGAUGAAGGAACAAAAUUUCCAUUUUUUUUCCAUUUCUGUGAAUGUUGACUGUCAUGCCCAGCACCAGUGAAUCCUGUAAUUCAGGCUUCAGCAGCUGGCAGCAACGAGUGAUGUUGCAGAAGAAGAAAUCUGUAGGUAAGCCUGAUCUUUAAUUCAGCUGGAGAUCAUAACUAGUCCUGCAGCCAUUGUUCUGCUGCUAAGAAGUCUUUCCUGCAUGUCAGUCUGAACUCUGAAGCAGACAAGAAGAGUCAGUGGUUGAUUUUCACCCCAUUUGCAAAUGCUGAACCGGGCUCUUUUAUGCUAGGUCAGCACUUAGCAACGUGAUGAAUAGUGGAUUUUCCUGAAUUAUCAUGUAAAUGUAUUUUUCAGCUAUUCUCUUUCUAUCACAAGGAGAAUUAGCAAAUGGAAGUUUGUCAUCUGCUCCAGCACAUCCCAGACCUCUUUCUUUCAUUCUCUCCCUACCUGUUCCAUAAAUCAUGGACAUACAUGCAGAUACCUGAAGCCCACACACGCCCAGAUGGUCGCUGCUUGCUUUUGUCCCGCGACGUGACAGAUGCUUAGCUUUAGUUUGAAUUUUGUGUUUCUUAAUUCUGUGCGCAUCCAAACAGCCUCUAAUGCAAGUCACUAACCGCUGUUCUGCUCUCUUGGCUGCCAAGGAACUACCUUGUUCUGCACUAGCCCCGUCCCUCCAACCCUGCUUCUCCCGGCCAGAGAGACCAGCGAACCG